AAUGUAAAAAAUAAUUACUGUUUUAUGUCAGUAUGUCAAAUGAAUUUUAAAUAGGUAAUUUCUUUUUUCACCGACCGAUCCAAUUAAUUAAAACCACUAUAAUUUGAUUUAUGAUUAUUUUACAAUGGGAGAUAAUAAACCAAAACGGGCAACUCAAAUCAUUGGCGCAUUAACAGCUACAUUGGGUGGAUUUUCAUUGGGAACUGUAUUAGGUUGGUCAUCUCCUGCCGAAGCACUUUUGGUAAGCGCAGAAGAUCAUACUCCUAUUCUUCGAACCUCUGAAGGAGGAACCCUAUCACAAACCGAAUUCACCCACGUGGCUAGUAUUCUUUGUUUAGGAGCGAUGGUAGCCCAACUAUUCAUUGCUUUACUAUAUGAUAAACUAGGUCCGAAAAUCUUAAUGAUAAUACUAUCGGUUCCGUUUGCAGCCUGUUGGUUUGUAAUGGCUUUUAUGUCAAAUUUUUUCAUACUAUUAGGCGGAAGGUUUAUUUUGGGCUUUUGCGGUGGAAGUUUUUGCGUAAUAGCACCGACAUAUAUUGGUGAAAUUGCAGAACCUGCUAUAAGAGGCGCCUUGGGAAUUUGUUUCCAGUUAAUGUUGGUUUUAGGAAUUUUUAUGGAAUUUGCUUUAGCUUACUUUAGCAGUUUUCCCUGGCUUUGUAUACCAGCUGCUAUACCACCCAUAAUUUUAUUUGUUGUGAUGUUAUUCAUGCCGACAUCGCCAGCUUUUUUAAUUAAACGAGAAAAGGAAGAAGCAGCUAAACAUGCCUUGCAAUUUUUCCGUGGAAAAGACUACAACAUUUCUGAUGAUUAUAAACAAUUACAGGAUUAUGUUAAUGAAGGAAAAGGAAACUUUAUAGAAAACAUGAAAAAGAAAUCUUCUAUAAAAGGAUUUUGUAUGUUGUUAGUUCUUCACGUAGUUCAACAACUUGGAGGAAUUAAUGCAAUCAUGUUUUAUGCGGCUUCAAUUUUUGAUGAACUCGAAUUAAACGCAAAACAUUGUAACGUCGGUUUGGGUGUGGUCCAAUUAGUGUUUUGCUUAAUCGUCGCUAGUAUCGUGGACAAAUUAGGAAGAAAACCUUUAUGGAUCAUCUCAUUAAGUGUGAUGAUCCUUUGUUUACUUAUCGUGGGAGUAUACUAUUUUAUACGAAACGCCGACGCGCAAUUAGGAGAAACGUUGAUUCACAUGCCGGUGAUUUUCAUUUUGAUUUAUACAGCCGGUUUUAAUAUAGCUUCCGGACCGCUACCAUGGGCAAUGAUCGGCGAGUAUCUUCCUGCCGGUGUUAAAUCAAUUAUUGGCCCGAUAAUUACUGCGGUCAAUUGGUUUUUAGCCUAUGUUGUAACGUUUUUAUUUAAACCAUGCGUGGAUUGGGUCGGUCCUGGAACGGUUUUUCUUUUCUUUUGCGUCAUAAACACAUUGGGUUUGAUUUAUGUUCUUUUCUUCCUUUUGGAAACUAAAAAUAAGACUUUGGAUCAAAUCACACUCGAAUUGGAGGGAAAAUAAUGCAAUUAUUUGGCAUAGUAAUGUUUAUGUUAUAUCAAAAUUGAAUUUAAAAAAUAACUGUAAUAAAAAUGUAA
This is a messenger RNA of Onthophagus taurus, 1575 nucleotides long. Its product is annotated as solute carrier family 2, facilitated glucose transporter member 8-like. Gene Ontology annotation, molecular function: transmembrane transporter activity. NCBI's taxonomy places the organism in Eukaryota, Metazoa, Arthropoda, Insecta, Coleoptera, Scarabaeidae. The record is from RefSeq and is a predicted model, not a curated record. Gene Ontology annotation, cellular component: membrane. Gene Ontology annotation, biological process: transmembrane transport.